Molecule: messenger RNA, 1536 nt
Organism: Cucumis melo (muskmelon)
Lineage: Eukaryota; Viridiplantae; Streptophyta; Magnoliopsida; Cucurbitales; Cucurbitaceae
Product: ubiquinone biosynthesis O-methyltransferase, mitochondrial
Exons: 10
Coding region: 53-1030 (325 amino acids)
Biological process (GO): ubiquinone biosynthetic process
Molecular function (GO): 2-methoxy-6-polyprenyl-1,4-benzoquinol methyltransferase activity
Source: RefSeq, a predicted model, not a curated record
UUUUAUAAGGGCAUUUUCCCCCCAAAUUUCUUCCUUCUAGUUUCUCUCACUCAUGGCUUCCAAAUUCCGCAUCGAUCAGCUCCGAGCUCUAGGCUCCACCGUCUUCCAUGGCAUUGGAGAUUCCCUUUCAAUUCGAGCUUCUCAAAAUCAUUAUAUCAGACACUUCUCUGACGCGUCAUCGCCGCCGCUCUCUCCCGCCGGUUCUUCUUUGCCACCGCCUCAAAAUGUUGAGCUGCAAACUGCGCCUCAACCUGAGAAAAUGAACAUAAACGCUUCUACUACCUCGUCUGUGAAUCAACUUGAGCUUGCCAAGUUCUCCGCCAUUUCUGAGACCUGGUGGGACGCCGAAGGGCCAUUCAAGCCACUGCAUGCGUUAAAUCCUACAAGAGUCUCAUUUAUCAGAUCCACUCUUUGCCGUCAUUUUAGGAGAGACCCUUGUUCAGUUAGGCCUUUUGAAGGACUGAAAUUUAUCGAUGUUGGUUGUGGUGGUGGAAUUCUCUCUGAGCCUUUAGCUCGAAUGGGAGCAACUGUGACAGGAAUUGAUAUGGUGGAUAACAACAUCAAGAUUGCCCGUGUGCAUGCUGACCUGGAUCCUGUGACAUCAACAAUUGAAUAUUAUUGUACCACAGCUGAAAAUCUGGUGGAGCAGCAAAAGGAGUUUGAUGCUGUCAUCGCUUCAGAGGUAAUUGAGCACGUGGCAAAUCCUGCUGGAUUUUGCCAGUCCUUGGCAGCAUUGACAGUGGCCAAUGGAGCUACAAUUGUUUCUACCAUUAACCGUUCUAUGAGGGCAUUUGCAACUGCCAUUGUUGCAGCAGAAUACAUUCUACGUUGGCUUCCUAUAGGUACGCAUCAGUGGUCGAGUUUACUUACCCCAGAAGAAUUGGUCCUGAUAUUACAACGUGCCUCAAUUUCGGUUGAAGAGAUGGCCGGAUUUGUGUACAAUCCCUUAACAGGCCAAUGGUCCCUUUCAGAUGAUACUAGUGUAAAUUACAUUGCGUUUGGCAAAAAAAUUAGCCAGCAAACAGAUUAACAAAGGUGUAUUCUUAAUUCUCAGCUGCUAUCAACAUGUAGCGGUAAAAUAAUGUAAGAGUUACCUCAGAUCUUAUGUAGCAACAAGUAUCUGUCCGACACCUUUGAAAUUCACUGUCCGACUGUUUGGGGGGCUACUUGAGACCAGGCAGACUUGUAUGAAGUUUGCAAAUUAUUUUCGUUUAUAAAUUUACGUGGUCUGUACUAUGCAAAUUUCUUCAGAUCACCACGAAGAAACACUUCCUUGCAUCCAUUUCUUCCAGGAACAAUCGUGGGAGGUUGUCCAACGGCUGGUGGCAGUCAUAAAAAAAAAAGGUCAUGAGAAUGUUGCUGGCAACGAUCAUCGGAAAGCGAUUGCCAAAAAAAUGAUGACCUAUUGGCGACAAGAGGUUGUCGGCUAUGGUUAGUGGAAAACAGUUGUUGGAUGUUGGUCGAUGGCAAUCACCUCAAAACAAUCGGCGACAAUUGCGAGGUAGUGGUUGUUAGGAAAAUGAUUGGUCAAAGUUG